CUCUCUGAAACCUUGGCAGCUUCGUUGCAUUACUGCACUUUUACUAAUUCUUUCAGUAAACCAGGAGGAAAACCACGACACAGGACUUCCCGUCACUACUUUACUAGACUAAGGCAUCAUUUAUUGGUUCCCUGCGUCCGGAUAAACUCGUCUUGCUGCACGUUGAAGCUUCUCAAACUAGCUUAGUUUAGCUUGUUAGCCACUUACAAAGAGACGCGUUUGUCAUCAACACAUCGAGAAGUGGAGAUCUGGCGUGAGUGUCAAGUGUUGUGAAUAUCGUGUGAAAAUGUGCACAAGAAGUGUGAAAGAAGAAUACGAGGAGGAAGUUUCUGGAACAAAAGUGGAGAACGAGCGACAACGUCAUCUGCUGGACGCUGUUUUCAAGAAGCCUCAUCAGGAAACAUACAGAGCAGAUGUCAGCGACGAAUGUAUUCGUCUUAAGAUGCAGGAGCCAGAGCCUCUUCAAAUUAAAGAAGAAGAGGAGGAGGUUGAUGUCGCCGAGUUUCCAUUGACUGUAAUUGUGAAGAGUGAAGAUUAUGAUGAUGACGACGAUGAUGAUGAAGACGAUGAAGACGAUGAUGAUGAAGGUGAUGGAGACCAUUGUGGAGGAUCACAAGCAGACGGACUCUUAGCGCCGCUAUCAGACAGUGACAACACAUCGUCACACUCUCCUGACACGGGUGAUGAUGAGGAACACUCUAAAAGUGAUAAGAAAUGUCACACUGACAACCAUCAAGUCAAAUGUUUGCAGUGUGGGAAAACAUUUAGUUCAAAGUGGAAUUUGAAGGUUCACUUUAGAAGUCACAAAGGAGAGAAACCUUUCACCUGCUCAGAUUGUGGUAAAAGAUUUGCGAAUAAGGGAAAUUUGAACGCGCACACAAGAAUACACAGUGGGGAAAAACCUUUUUCCUGCUCAGUUUGUGGUCUUAGAGUAACUCAGAAGAGUGGUUUAACAACUCACAUGAGAAUACACACUGGGGAAAAACCUUUUGCAUGCUCAGUAUGUGGUAAAAGCUUCUCUAUAAAGGGACAUUUGAAAAGACACACGAGAACACACACUGGAGAAAAGCCCUUUGCCUGCUUAGUUUGUGGUAAAAGAUUCUCUAUAAAGGGACAUUUAAGAACGCACACAAGUAUACACACUGGUGAAAAGCCUUUUGCCUGCUCAAUCUGCACCUUUAGUUUCAGUGAACGUUCAAAAUUGGUUAAACACAUGAGAACACACUCUGGAGAGAAACCUUUUCCAUGCUUAGCUUGUGGUAAGAGAUUCUCUGCAAAGACAAGUUUAGUAAGGCACACGAGAACGCACGCUACAGAAAACCAUGUUGCCUGCUCGGUCUGCAAUUUAACUUUCAGUGAUCGUUCCGGAUUGACUGAACACAAGAGAACACACACUGGAGAGAAGCAUUUUUCCUGCUCAGUAUGUGGUAAAAGAUUCACUCAAAGAGUACACUUGACAUCGCAUGCAAGAAUACACACUGGUGAGAAACCAUUCAGUUGCAGUGUGUGUGAGAAAAGAUUCACUCGCAAGGAUCAGGUUAAGAGACACAAGUGUGCUGGUGAGAAGAGCAGCAGUCAAUGACGCUAAUGAAACAAGCUAAGUGUAUAUGUGAUCCUGAAUAAAAGUCUUCAAACAG
Messenger RNA from Phycodurus eques (leafy seadragon), 1637 nucleotides. Its product is annotated as gastrula zinc finger protein XlCGF52.1-like. The coding region runs from base 287 to 1582 and encodes 431 amino acids. The transcript is spliced from 2 exons. NCBI's taxonomy places the organism in Eukaryota, Metazoa, Chordata, Actinopteri, Syngnathiformes, Syngnathidae. Gene Ontology annotation, cellular component: nucleus. Gene Ontology annotation, molecular function: RNA polymerase II cis-regulatory region sequence-specific DNA binding; DNA-binding transcription factor activity, RNA polymerase II-specific. The record is from RefSeq and is a predicted model, not a curated record. Gene Ontology annotation, biological process: regulation of transcription by RNA polymerase II.